UACCAGGAAGCCGAUCAUCGUCAGUCACAUAACGCCUUGUGAACGACCAAGAGAAGCUUUGUGCACGAAGUUCAGCAUGUCUUUCUGUGCAAAAUGCUUUUUCUUACUUGAAGAUCAGGCUCUCCGCAACUAAUUCUGCAGAAUUAUGCUAGAAAGCUUAGCACAGCGCGGCAAUUAGAACAAGGCCCCUUGCGGCCUUUGGACCCUUCAAGUGCUCUACAUUCCAGUGGCGUAUGAGUGCACAGGAAUGCUGCCGAUCCAUCGAUACAGGGCUAGCCGUGGAGGUGUGGCAUCCCGCCUCCCGCCACUUCGCACUUUAGCCGCUUGGACGCUGGGUGCCAUCGUACUUGCGCUGUCCGCGCGCUCACUGCUGCUCACGGCCUCUGUUCGACAGCUGGCCGAUGACUUCGGGCCACAGGCCAGCCACUGUAAUGGCCAUGACUGCCAUAUGCACUUAGUCGGCAGCUCACAACCGCUGGUCUGGAGCACGAGCUCGCCGCAACACCUAACCGGCAGCCUGAAGGGCUUUGAUAUCAGCAAACAUGGGCCAGCCACACUGCGGUCUUCUGGAAGCUCCUCAAGCGGAUCGUGGAGUUUUGGAGCUUGGGUAUCGCUGGACGGCCACUUGGAGACGGCGAUGGACGUGACGGCUAUGUCGUACGGGUCUGUCAGCCUCAAGUUCGCAGCGCCGGGCGUGCCGUACCUCGUGUCCAACCCAAAUUGGCCCGACACGCGGCGGCGCUUCAGCCUGCUCACCGGCAUCCGCGGCCACUGCGGCGACAUGAGCCUACCGGGUCGCCGCACCACCUCGGACGAGGACGCAGCCAUGCUGUGUGCAACCACGCCAGGCUGCCAGGUGUUCACACGCGACAUCCACAGCCACACCACGGUGCUGUGCUACUCCUACUACGCCGCGGAGACGCACGACGCCAACUGGCACACUGGGCUGCUGUGGGACCCGCCCGCCUUCAGCCGUUUCGAGCAGGCCGUGGCGUUCGGGCAGUGGAACUACUACCUGGUCACCUACAGCGCGGCGGCGGGUCUGCUGCGGCUGUACAAGAACGGCUUCCUGCUGGCCGACCUCACGCAGCAGCAGCAGCUGGCGGGGCUGCGGCCGCCCGCCUGGCUGGACCUGGGCGCCAGCGCGGCGCGGCACUGGGAGGCGCGCUUCCCGGGCCGCAUCGCCAACGUGCAGCUGUGGGCCGAGGAGCUGCAGCCCAACCAGGCAGCCAUGGCCAUGUACGGCAACCUGCCCCAGGCGGCGGAGGGCGGCCCGUCGCAGCUGCUGGGCGCCGCGCCGUUCGGCCCCUGGCCCGACCUGCCGCUGCCGCGCUCCGGCUGGCGGCCGCAAUACGCGGCGGCGGCGGGCGGCACCGGCGGCAGCCAGCGCUGCUCCGCGGCGGUGGUGAUCCCUGUAACCGAGGCGGACGCGCAGCUGGGUGACCUGCAGACAGCGGCGGCGCAGCUGCAGCAUUAUGCGGGCAUCGGCUGCGAGGCACACGUCUACUACGUCGCCUACGAGCCGUCGGUGCAACACGACCCGCCGCCGCCGCCUCAGAAGCAACAGCAACAGCAGCAGGUGCCGCCGGCAGCGGCCACGCAUCAGGCGUGGCCGAACCUGCGUGAGCAGCUGCUGGCGAUUGGCAGAGGGCCGGGCAGUAGCGGCAGCGGGCCGCGCAUUGAGGUGGUGGAGGCGCCGGCCCAGCAGGGCGACACGGCAGGCGGCCUGGCUGCGGCCUGGAACGCGGGUGUGCGGGCGGCGCUGGAGCACAUUGCCUCGGCGCACCCCGACGUGCCGUACGUGAUGCUGGCGGGCGCGCAGCAGCUGCCCAUGGACGGCUGGCUGGCGGCGCUGGUGCAGCAGGCGGAGGCGGACCCGGCGCGAGUGGCGGGCGUGCACGGCAAGGUGAUCUACCCCGACGGCACCGUGCUGUCGGCGGGCAUCAGCUUCCAGGUGGCCUACCACCCCUACCUGGACCGCCAGGCGCCCGGGCCCGUGGAGACGCACCAGGGCUACCCCUUCAACUACGAGCCGAUCGGGCAGCCCUACGACACGCCCGCCGCCGGCUGCUCCGCGCUGCUGCUGCGCGCCGCGCUGCUGCGGGAGUUGGUGGUGGACGGCGCGCUGGGCGACGCGCGGCUGGGCGGCCCCGGCGACUGGCCCUGCCUGGACCUGUCGUUGCGGCUGCGCAAGCGCGGGCAACGGCUGGUGGUGGCUCCGGGCAGUGUGCUGGUGAGCCUGGCCUACAACCGCACGCUGGACGGCCAGGCGGACGGCCGCGCGCUGGGUGCGUUCCUGGACGCGUGGGGGCCGCAACUGGAGGCGGAGGGCGCGGCGGCGCUGGAGCUCAACUCCACUGUGACGUGGGUGAUGCACUGCGGCGGCUCCAUGGGCAUUGAGGCCGCCAACCUGGUGCAGCACAUGGAGGGCCGGCUACGGCUGCGGGCGCAGGUGCAGCGCGGCUCGCCCUGGUGCGAGCACGCGGACGUGCUGCAGGGCACGCCGCGCGCCUUCGCCGACCGUGUGGGCCGGCUGCGGCAGCUGUCCGCCUACCUGCCCUCCGACAUCUACAUCCACCACAAGGACUACCGCCAGCUGGCCGCAUGGCCCUGGCCGCCCAGCAACUCGUCCUCCUACCUCAUCGGCCGCUACAUGUGGGAGGUGGACCGCGUGCACACGCAGUGGAGCCAGCAGAUGAUCCACGAGCUGGACGAGGUGUGGGUGCCCAGCCGCUGGCACGCCGACAGCUGCGUGGCGCAGGGUGUGCCCGCCUCCAAGGUGUUUGUGGUGCCCGAGUCGCUGGACGCCGCGCUCUACAACCCCGACAUCACCGACCCCGUGGCGCUGCCCGGCCGCCGCCGCGUGGCCUUCCUGGCGGUGUUCAAGCUGGAGGACCGCAAGGGGUGGCAGACGCUGCUCACCGGCUACCUCAAGGCGUUCCGCAACGUGAGUGACGUGUCGCUGUACAUCCACACCGUCACCUACCCCAGCCUGUCGUACCGCCGCGACUGGAUCCUGGACACCAUGAACAACUACCUGCGCGGCCUCAACGACACCUACCUCAACUCCACCAGCCUCUAUCCGACCCUGUCGCCCGGCCGCCCGCACAUCCACGUGUUCGGCCAGCACCUGUCGGGCGCGGAGAUGGUGCGCAUCUACUCCAGCAUCGACUGCUACGUGCUGCCCUCUCACGGCGAGGGCUGGGGGCUGCCCUACCUGGAGUCCAUGGCGCUGGGCAAGCCCGUGAUCGCCACCGGCUGGUCCGGCAUGACCGAGUUCCUCAACCCCAGGGUGGCCUACGUGCUCAACUACACGCUCAAGCCCGUGCACACGUCCGACCCCUGGUUCCAGGGCGCCAAGUGGGCCGAGCCCAGCGAGAGCGGCCUGGUGGCGGUGCUGCGCGAGGCGUACGCCAACCCGCACCGCGAGGCCAUGGGCGCGGCGGCGCGGGCCGAGGUGGUGGCCAAGUACGACAACAAGGCGGUGGGGCGCAGCAUCCUGCAGCGGCUGAAGGAGGUCUCCGCGCAGCUGGCUGCGGGCGGGCCGAGGCAGCCCCGGUCGCUGGACAUCAGCAAGGACCCGGUGCACAUCGACCUCCACAUGUGCGCCCUGGCACCGCGCCUGCCGCGCGCCGUGCCACCUCUCGGCCAGGCUGGCGCCAUCCGGAUGGCCGUGGCCACCACCUGGGCACCGCGGCCGUGCGGCAUCGCCACCUUCACGGACGCGCUGCUGCGGUCGCUGCGGCCGCUGCUGCCGGCCGGGUCGCAGGUGGACGUGUUCCCCAUCAUCCUGGACCUGCAGAUGCCCACCAACCUGACCGACCCCUACCCGCCCAACGCCAUCCGCCAGUACAACUACGGCGACUACGUGCGCGCCGCCGCCGCCAUCAACUCCGGCGGCUACAAUGUGGCCAUGCUGCAGUACGAGUUCGGCAUCUUCGGCGGCACUCACGGCUCCUACGCCACCUGCUUCAGCAAGCUGCUGCGCGUGCCGGUGGUGUCGGUCAUCCACACGCUGUCCGACAACCUGCCCGACGAGCACCACUACAACCUGCAGAACCUGGCGGGCGUGAGCGACUCGGUGGUGGUCAUGUCGCCCGCCUCGCGCAACAAGCUGGGCGCCUACCACGGCAUCCCCGGCGGCCACGUGGCGGUGCUGCCGCACGGCGUGCCGCGCGUGCCGCAGGUCAACACCGCCGCCGUCAAGGCCUCGCUCAACGUGACCGGCCGCACGGUGCUCAUCACCAACGGCCUGAUCCAUCCCGGCAAGGGCAUUGACCUGGUGCUGCAGGCGCUGCCCGAGGUGGUGGCGGCGGUGCCCAACGUGCUGUACCUGGUGGUGGGCGAGCCGCACCCCGGCUGCAAGCAGACGUGCCUGGACCACUACAAGCACCUGCAGGCCAUGGCGGCGGAGCGCAACCUGACCGGCAGCCACGUGCGCUUCGUGACGCAGUUCCUGGACGAGGACACCAUGAUGCGCUACAUCCAGGCCGCUGACGUGUAUGUGCUGCCCUACCGCGACCGCAUCACCACCAACAGUGGCACGCUGUCCAUGGCCAUGGCCGCUGGCAAGGUGGUGGUGUCCACGCCCUUCGAGCACGCCGCGGUGGCGCUCAUAGGCGGGCGCGGCGUGCUGUUUGACUUUGACAACUGGCGCGCGCUGCGGGACGCGCUGCUGGGCGUGCUUGGCGACUUCCCGCGCCAGGCGGCGCUGUCCAAGGCGGCACGCGAGUACGCCAGCGGGCUGGAGUGGAGCGACGUGGCGGCAGGCUACCUGCGGCUGCUGACCAAUGUCACGCAGAGCGCCAGCAUGGCAACAGCGUAAGAGAGCGAGAGACUAUAUAGGAGUCGGGACGCGAGCGGUGUAUGCGUGAGCGAGUGAGUGAGAGGGAGAGAGCGUGUGUGUGUGUGUGUGUGUGUGUGUGUGUGUGUGGUAAAGGACAUCACACGGAAGCCGUGUGUGUGUGCCUACCCGUUAACAGUUACUGAGGGUAAACCACCUUUCUUGUCCAUGCGGUUUGUGCCAGUGCCCAAGACACAGUUUUACGGCAUGGCCCUGGCUAAGGAGAUCAUGUAAAUGGUCUAGCGGCAGCUACUGGGGAAGGCUACUGCAGUAAGCAACAGGAGGAUACGGUGUACCGCGGCGCUUGUCGGGGCACGGCUUCCACGGCAUCCAAUGGCGUGCUUUGAAGCAAUGUAAUAAAUGUGGAAGGCGUACACGUGCGUGACUGACGCAACACAACUGCCAAUGGUUAACUAUGGAACAGUCUGGCACGACGUCUGCGGCGAAUGACCAUGCUCUCUAUUUAACUGCAUGAGUACACAUGGAGAUCGCCCAGGUUUGGGCCCGAUAUGCACGUCAGUUGUGCUCAACGUAGCCAUCGAACGAAAUAGCCAUGCCGGCGUGAUGUCGACAAGGCCUAACGUACGUGCCAUGGCGCCUGCUGCAGCCUGUGUUGCGAAGCACAAGGAAACAAGGGGUGUCAGCUUUGUACAGCUGGAAAAUGGGCUGAGCCCCCGUACGCUUGGGAGCUAUUAGGCGUGUAACGCCACGUCAGA
This is a messenger RNA of Chlamydomonas reinhardtii, 5559 nucleotides long. RefSeq lists its product as uncharacterized. The coding region runs from base 248 to 4825 and encodes 1525 amino acids. The transcript is spliced from 6 exons. The record is from RefSeq and is a predicted model, not a curated record. Gene Ontology annotation, molecular function: glycosyltransferase activity. Lineage: Eukaryota; Viridiplantae; Chlorophyta; Chlorophyceae; Chlamydomonadales; Chlamydomonadaceae.